AUGUUGAGCCGAGGCGGCCCAGACAUCCCCGGCGAAGAGUGGAACAUCCUCGCUGUUCGACGAGCCGGAGAUGCCUGCACCGGCCGCAUCCUGAGCUUGCCACAACUGGUGUUUGGUGACGCCACGAGCAAAAUGCAGGUUGCCGCUGUUGCGAAACCCACGGAUCCGAAGGUCUGGAGAACUCGCAAUUCGAACACCGUGAUGCCGGGCGCGCUUUCGUUGAAGCCGGGCAUGGCCUCGCUCUUUGACGACGAGCCUGCUCUCCCAGCAGCCCCAGCACAGAAGGCCAAGGCAUCGCCUGCGAAAAGUGGAGCAUCGUCGCUGUUUGACGAUGAUGCGCCAUCACCACCAGCGAAGGCUCCAUUGACCUUGAAAGCUGGGACCUCUUCUCUCUUCGAUGACGAGCCCGCUACCAGUGCUCCGCAGCCGAAGGCGCCACUGACAUUGAAAAGUGGCAUGGCCUCGCUUUUCGAUGACGAUGAACCUGCAAAACCUCCAGCAGCAAAGACGAAGGCGACGCCCUCCCCGAAGAAAGCGCCAGGGCCAUCGCUGUUUUCUGAGCAGCCUCCUGCGAAAGUCGCAGAGCAUGCAGAGCCAGCAUCGGCAAAGGCUGUGCCAAAAAGCGCAGCAUCACUCUUUGAUGACGUUCCGCUGCCGGUGCCAGUGAUCUCCUCAGCAUGGGCGCUGGGGGCCUCUUUUCUCUCGCUGGUUAUUUCGUCGGCUCUUCCAGGCGAGCAGGAGCCGAGCGGUCACCGCAAAGGCGGCUUCGUCGGAGGAUCGCUUGGGCCAGCGUUCGCCAAGCGCCAAGCUGCCAGGCACCGGUACCACGUGCUCACGAUCCGCUCUUCGAUGACGAGGUCGCGCCGAAAGCAGCUUCCCGAGCUAGUGCUCUGGGACCUCUGGGCCCGAGCUCUGGCCAGCCGCCUCCCGCCCUACCGAAGCCUGGCGCCGGCAUCUUUGACGAUGCGCAAGCUUCGCCGGGAGCUUGGCAGGGAUUCUUUGCUGGCCACAUGGGCCAUGAGCGCCGGAUCCGACAUUCCGUUAGCUGGCGCAUCCUGGAACCAGCAGCAGAGAUUCACCAGAAGCUCCGCUCCUCCGAAUCCUGGGCUCCAGCAUACGGACAAGAUCAACAGCCUCAACUGGAACAUGGCUCGAACCUCCAGGAUGGAGGAAGUCAUGAUGACGGAGAUGCUGCACCGGUUACGUUCGAUGUCAAGGACGAAUUUGCACCUGGCUAUAUGCAGCUUGGUAUAUGUCGGUAUCAACAUCUGCACCACAAUCUUGAAUUCCAUGGAUCUCCAAUUCCGAGAAGAGCACGAACAGUUCUUCCACUUCACUGAAUUCUGGGCGACGUUUUGCUUCGCCCUCAUCCAGGUGUAUGCCCUUGUAGGCUGCCCCCGGGACUUUGAGGACAUCUUCUCAAGAUCGAAGCUCGUCAAGCUGAUCAUGGCCCUCAACGUCGUUUCUACAGUUGUGCCUGCGGUGCUCAUCACUGCCAGCCUCGAGCGCUUCGAGGUCAUCGCACACGAAAUUGAAUAUGUAAAUGAGAUCACUAUGGCCCUGGUGGACUUUGUGUUUUUGUACAGCAUGGCAAAGAAAGCCAAGCUGCUUCUGGAUGAGAGCAUGUUGUUCAACCUUGUGGUCACCGGCAUUUCCAUGGCCAUUGCGAUAAUGCAGCUCUGCAUCUACAACGGGCUCCCAGGGGCGCAGGGGGAGCAGCUGGCUCACUACUUCGAGUUCGCCUUCGAAUCCUUUAGCGGCUUGAUAAGCUUCGUGUUCUGCAUGGAUUGCAAGUUCGAGUGCGACCAAGCGCUCCUUGAGUUGUGUGAGUCUGGCCUGGAAGGCAAGGGUGCUCGACAACUCCAUCAGGUGUAA
Symbiodinium sp. CCMP2456 is the source of this 1875-nucleotide messenger RNA. The record is from the annotation of a GenBank genome assembly. Lineage: Eukaryota; Dinophyceae; Suessiales; Symbiodiniaceae.